AUGCAUUUGGUCCCCACAGCGCCAGGUCAUGUCUCUCGGCCGACGUACCGACCACAAUAUUCAACCACUAUGCGUAUUUGCGAGCCGGGCUCGGCCUAUUCUAGCGUGACACGAGUUCAACCGGUCAAACGGUACAGCUCCAGCACAGGGCCGACCAUAUACGGGACUGGAGAAAGUGUACAGGACAUGGGUUGGGCCAAUCUGGAUACCGGCAGCCGACAGGGCAGUAAUGUGUACACGAGUAGUCGGACGGUACAACCGUUGCGCAUAAACGUCUACAACAGUUAUCCCAUUUAUGGGCCACCUCAUCUUACUUCCACACUGUUUUGUAUCAUUCGGCCCAUCAAUUCUACCGGAAUCACGUCUUUGCGGUUCUCAUUUAUAAAGGAGCCGAGGCUAAUAGUAUAUACCAGCCUCCGCCAGCUUACUGUUCGUUCAUGUACGCACAAAUACAGUAUUCGCCAGUUUUCAGGUUACACUUAA
Protopolystoma xenopodis is the source of this 483-nucleotide messenger RNA. Lineage: Eukaryota; Metazoa; Platyhelminthes; Monogenea; Polystomatidea; Polystomatidae. The record is from the annotation of a GenBank genome assembly.